Tauraco erythrolophus (red-crested turaco) is the source of this 1314-nucleotide messenger RNA. Lineage: Eukaryota; Metazoa; Chordata; Aves; Musophagiformes; Musophagidae. The record is from RefSeq and is a predicted model, not a curated record.
AUGAAUUCAGCAUUAUCCAUGUUUGGAACGACGGUUGGCCUUUAUGGGAUACCCUGGUGUAAGAAAUCCCUGCUGUUAACUGUCUUAAUGUCAGUUAUUGGAGCUUCCAUGGGAAUCCUAGACACAGGUGGCAAUGUCCUGGCACUGAACACCUGGGGAGCAGAGGCUGGGCCACACAUGCAGGCCUUACACUUCAGUUUUGCUGCCGGUGCGUUUGUGGCUCCGAUCUUGGCUAAAAUGGCCCUGGGAGGCUCUGAAUCUACAGACCUUCCAGUAGCUGGAAAGACAAACCGGUCUGUGGCGAGGUCUGUACCAACAGCAUCAGCUGUAUCAGCUGCGUCCGCACUGAAACACCACUUUGGUACAGAAUUCUUGUGGUCUUACGUUGUGAUAGGGACCUACCUUCUCUUCGUUUCUUUCUUCUUUUUUAUUUUGUAUUCAAAGGGCAGCUCAGCUCGAGACAAAUCAAAGGCCUCUCCGCAGAAAUCCGUGUUUGCCAAAUACCACUAUGCCCUUAUUUUUCUCCUGUGCAUAUUCUUCUGCUGCUACGUGGGAGCGGAGGUCACUUAUGGCUCUUACAUAUUUACUUAUGCAAAGGUCUUUGCCGAGAUGAAAGAAAACGAAGCAGCCGCUUUGAAUUCUGUCUUCUGGGGCGCAUUUGCCGCCUGCCGAGGAGUGGCAAUAUUCUGUGCCGCUUGCUUGUACCCCGGCACCAUGAUCCUGCUGAGCAUCGUCGGCUCCGCGGUCUCCUCCCUGUGCUUGGUCUUCUUUGCGCGGUACGUGGCUGUGCUGUGGGUGGGAACCGCUGUGUACGGAGCAUCCAUGGCUGCCAUCUUUCCCAGCGGCAUUUCCUGGAUAGAACAGUACACGGUCGUGCAAGGAAAAGUAGGGUAUCUUCAGGGAAGGUUCCACCAUGUUCCUGUGGUUAUGUACACCGCCUUGGUGACCUCAGCAAUGACAGUCGUGCUCUUCCCUCUGAUGUACAAGUUGGCCCGCUCUCCCAGUGAGAGCGACUUGAAGGAAAGGAGUGAGAGUGAGGACCGGAAAGCCUUGUUGUCAAACUCGGGGCUUAAUGAGGAUGAAGAGGAGGAGGAGGAUGCAGGAGAGUGGAACGAAGCAGACUUUGAGGUAAUAGAAAUGAAUGACACGCUGAGAAACUCUGUGAUAGAGACCUCCUGGAAGAUACCAGGGGACUCUCCGGCCAAAGCCCCUCUCCAGCCCCAUCUGGACGAUGUGUUGCAUGAUUCUCCAGUGGUUGCUGGUGGCUCCCCUGGGAGAAAAAAUGUGAACGUCGACCGGGAGAAGAAUGAUUAA